GUCAGCAAUAGUGUAAUACGAGGGGUUUGUGUAGUUACCGGAGUAGGGUUGCCUUUGUUGCCAGCCAGCCUGUAGAUUAGAGAUUACUGUCGACAGCCAACAACAAAGGCUGGAUACACGCUCAGCAGACGCAAUUAGCGCUCAAUUUUGACUAAAGAAGGGUCAUUUGCAUCUUUGCGUUGGAAGAAAAGAAAUCUACAGCACUACAAAACAAACAGACACAAAGAUGGCCGCCAUCCGACAACGGCACACGUUCAUCGUGCACGACAGUUUCCGGGACACGCCCGAGACACUGAGUCUCACGCCCGAGAGUCUGGAGAUGAAGACCGUGCCGGGCGCGCGGCAGGACCGGUAUAUUGUCUCGAAGCAGCUUGUUAAGGAAAAGGAGAUUCUGGAUAGUUUGGAAAGCGUGCGGAUUGAGAUUGGGUCGAGUGAGAAUUACGCUCAUUUGUCGCCGUUCGACCGGACAAUACAGUGGGGAACUCACAUCACUGUUGUUCCCGUGGAAGGGUUUGAUUGGAAUCAAUUUUGCAAGUUUGUCAAUUCGGCAAUUAGCCCCUCGAUCCCGUGUAUCGGCCAAGACUCGUUCAUAAGCCUGCCGUUCGGAUACUAUCUGUACUCAACCUCGACCGAUCUCGCGCCUCUGAUUUCUUAUCUGGAAACAACAUACCCGGCGCUCGAUCUCAAGAAAGACGAUGAAGCAUCGACGGCCGCGAUUGCCGAUCCCUCGGACCUGCUGACAGCAAGCAGCAUAAGUAUCUCCUUCUCGAAAGCAGAGGACACAGUGCGGAAAUACAAAGGACGGUUGGUGACCGAGAUAUAUUGGCAAUUCGGAACUUGGUCAAAGACAAUAACCCCAGGUCUCGAUGAGGAGAAUCACAAGGUUGAAGUGGGGUUUUUGGGGAAGAUCAAGGAUGAUCCGGAAGGUGACGUUGCAUUUGGCGGCAUUCUGGCGGUUAUUGGCGAGAACUCGCAGUUUGUGCCGACGCUUUUCGACUUUGCGCCUCGACAUAGAGGGGUGCAGGGCACAGCAGUCUACAGUCCCUAUUUCCGAACUCCGUACGGUCUCCACCCCAAGCACGUGGUCUCCAUCUACGGCGACCUGAACGUGCCGCGGACGAUGUCGCACAAUUACGUCCAGGACGAGGAAACUGGCGAGUUUGAGGAUACGAUGGAGAGUGCUACAUGCGGUCUGUACGGAUACUAUAUAUUACCGAGCUUUAUUUUCGUGGACAAGUACCAGAUCGCGGACCUGGCAGACGCACAGGCAGGCGGGGUGAAGAGAGUUGUCGGGAUCUGGGGUGAGACCGAUCUUGAGAUUCCGGUGUGGAUGGUAGAUAAGUGGGGAAGCACGAUGCUGCUGGAGCUGAUCCCACCGUCGGGAGAGGAUCUGGAAGCUUUCACGCAGCAGGUCGAUAUCGAGAUCCCGAUGCACUCGCGAUACGAAGUGCCUGACUGGAAUACGACCGCUGUCGUGCACGAUAUGCCAUGGCCGCUGAUAUUCUGGGCCUGCGACGGCUCGGACGAGAAUUCAAUGACCAUGGGACCGUUCGACAACAACGGUCUCGGCCUGGAAAAGUACUUUGACCCCGGCACAUCGUUCCACUACUUGACGCCAAACAUGACAAUCAGCUCGCCGGACGCGCACACAGAGCUGAUCACAGAGCUGAGCAUACCGGUCGUGCCGCUCGAGUCUUACAAGUACGUGCAGCCUUGGACUGUGGUUGUGAUUUUGGUGGGAUGUUUUUGGAUUAUUUACAAGGCUAUUUGUGGGUAUGUACGAGACGGCGGGAUCAGGAAGAAAGUGGAAGGAGUGGCGCCGGCUAGUCAAGAGGAAGUGGAAAAGAAGAAGCAGGAGCCAAAGUCGGAGUAGGAGGUUGCAGAUAUCUCAGGUG
Myxozyma melibiosi is the source of this 1895-nucleotide messenger RNA. RefSeq names its product PIG-X. Gene Ontology annotation, molecular function: mannosyltransferase activity. The record is from RefSeq and is a predicted model, not a curated record. Gene Ontology annotation, biological process: GPI anchor biosynthetic process. The transcript is spliced from 4 exons. Bases 227 to 1873 code for a protein of 548 amino acids. Gene Ontology annotation, cellular component: glycosylphosphatidylinositol-mannosyltransferase I complex; endoplasmic reticulum membrane. Lineage: Eukaryota; Fungi; Ascomycota; Lipomycetes; Lipomycetales; Lipomycetaceae.